ACUCGAACAACAGCAGGGUUACGGAUAGUUUUUCGUAACCGUUGGAUCGGACUUCGACUCGACUGUUAUAAAAGCCUCAGUUAGCGAUUAGGUUCUUGUUUAUUAUUUAGUGCCUUCUGACAUGGAGAAAAUCCAUUGAAUUUUGAUAUUACAAAUAGAAGAAUUAUGGAUGAGAUACUCAAAUCAAACAACAUGUCAAGAUCUCAGAGUAAUUUCACUUGUCAGGACAUUAAUAUCAUUGACCUUGGAAUAUAGAAGGAAAAGAUCAGUUUGACCUGUAAAGGUCAAUGAGAGAGCACUCCAGUGCACAGCUGAGAGAAUUUUACCCGAUUACUCAGCCUGAAAGAGCAUCACACCGUUCACGGUGGGGGAAAAACUGUAUACAUGUUCUAUGUGUUUGUUUGUUAAAGAAUUCACCAACGAAUCACUGAUGAUUCAUCAACUCAUUAUUACAGAAGACAUGAAACAUAUGUUUAUGCGUACUCACGUUGGGAAGAGGUUGAGUCAGCUGCCUGACCUGUUGGCAGAGCAGAGUGUUCACACAGGGGAGAAGCUGUUCACAUGUUCCACGUGUGGGAAGAAUUUCUCUCGUUCAUCAAAUUUGCUGGCCCACCAGCGAGUUCACAGUGGGGAGAGGCCUUUCAUCUGCUGCACAUGUGGCAGGAGAUUCUCUCGUUCAUCGAAUCUGCUGGCACACCAGCGAGUUCACACUGGGGAGAGACCAUUCAGCUGCUCCACCUGUGGGGAAGAAUUCACUCGAUUGUCAAGUUUGCACACCCACCAGCGAGUUCACACUGGGGAGAGGCCAUUUAGUUGCUCUACUUGUGGGAAGGAAUUCACACGUUCAUCCCAUUUGUUGAGGCACCAGCGCAUUCACUCAGGGGAGAUGCCUUUCACCUGCUCUGUGUGUGGGAAAGGAUUCAGUCAAUCUUCCAACUUGCUGACACACCAGCUUGUUCACUCUGGGGAACGGCCAUUCACGUGCUCCCAGUGUGGGAAGGGAUUCACUCGGUCAUCUCACCUUCUGACGCACCAUCGUAUUCAUGAGGGAGAGAGGCCAUUUACCUGUUCCGUGUGUGGGAAGGCAUUUAUCCAGUCCUCCAGUCUGCUGACACACAGGCGAAUUCACACUGGAGAGAGGCCAUUUGUUUGUUGUGUCUGUGGGAAGGGAUUCACUCGGUCAUCCAACCUGCUGUCACAUCAGAGUGUUCAUACUGGAGAGAAACCAUUCACCUGUUCUAUAUGUGGAAAUAGAUUCACUCGUUCCUCCAGCCUGUUGGCACACCAGCAUGUUCACACUGGUGAGAAACCAUUUACCUGCACUGUGUGUGGGAAAGGAUUUACUCGCUCAUCCAACCUGCUUACACACCAACGUAUUCACAGUGGAGAGAGACCAUUUACAUGUACUGUGUGUGGAAAAGGAUUCACUCGUUCAUCUAACCUGCUGACCCAUCAACGAGUUCACAUUUAGCUACACGAAGUGGAUUCUGCUGUUAGUAAUGUGCAGGAUUCAGCCAGGUUGGAGCUGGAAGUUGGGGUUUGUUUUUGCUGAUCUGAAUAACCCUAGAACCAGCCCAAAUUUUAACACUGAGUGAAUGUAUUGCAUUUAGACUUUCUCUGGGAUUUAGCUUCACCAACCACUGCUGGAAGUGGGUUGUAUCUGUACAGCAUGCCCCAAAUUUCUGUAGACAAAAGAUUUUCCAAGAUGAAAGAUUGUGAAAGGGAUCCAUGGUGAACAACUACAUGUGAAUUUAUUCUCAUCUAGUGAAUCAUUGACUAUUCACUCACAAAAUCAGGUUUUAACCAACAUGCUUCAUAAGAACAUUCAGACACUUUGACAGUCGUCAUUGAAACUUACUUGGUGUCCCUUUAUAAUUCUACAAGAUGCUGUCUUUUCCCUCUCAGCUUUCAAUUACAGUCAAUGCCAUCCAAUCAAAGGCGUUGCACAUUAACCCACAGCUAGUGAGAUCUGCUUCACACUCGCAGACUGAUUUAGAAUUUAAACACUUGUAUUUUUUGGAAAUGUCAAUGAGUUGAGACAGAUUUAAAUAGGGACAUGGGCUGUUUGUUUAACACAGGAGAAAAUGCCGAGCAACAGGUGUCCUAGCAGAAACUACUACAAUUGGAGAUGGGGAGAGAAUACUUGUAAUGCUGGAAAGUACAAGAGAGAAUGUGCUAAGGACACUAUCACUAAGGACUAUCAGUGAAGUGACUACGAACUUCACUCGUUAACUUGACAGGGAAACACAUUUCCACAAUUAGUAUACUAAGCGAAUAUCUUGUUUUAAUGAAAGAAAUGGUCUUUUCCUUUGGGUGCUUCAGUUGGUACCUGCCAAGUUAUCUUGAGCUAUCAGCCAACAUGAGUACACGCACACAAACUGAUGCUGUCAAUGGCUAUUUUUUGAAUUUUAUUACCUGGAGAUUGGGGAAAAUUUUAAUGUAUUUUUAAAAAAUGCUUAAAGUGAACCAUUGAGCUGAUAAAAAGCUUGGAUACUUUGGUUAGGUAGUAAUAUUAUAAAAGAUAGCAGGGUUUUUGUCAUUUAAUUUUUAAAAAUAGAUUUCUGGAUUAUACCAUAUUAUUUGCAGGAUGAGUUUGUUUGUCUACUAGAAUCAAACUCUCAGGUAGAUGGGUACACGGGUUGAUCAAAUGGAGAACAAUCAUUCUGCUGGAGUUGGAAAUGAGGGAUGUAGGGGUUCCCAAUGCUACCCUUCUUUCCCCUGUAGUGAAGA
Stegostoma tigrinum is the source of this 2730-nucleotide messenger RNA. RefSeq names its product gastrula zinc finger protein XlCGF8.2DB-like. The record is from RefSeq and is a predicted model, not a curated record. The transcript is spliced from 2 exons. The coding region runs from base 392 to 1471 and encodes 359 amino acids. NCBI's taxonomy places the organism in Eukaryota, Metazoa, Chordata, Chondrichthyes, Orectolobiformes, Stegostomatidae. Gene Ontology annotation, cellular component: nucleus.